Lepidothrix coronata (blue-crowned manakin) is the source of this 3681-nucleotide messenger RNA. It is a transcript of the gene ARHGEF26, whose product is annotated as Rho guanine nucleotide exchange factor 26. Lineage: Eukaryota; Metazoa; Chordata; Aves; Passeriformes; Pipridae. Gene Ontology annotation, molecular function: protein binding; guanyl-nucleotide exchange factor activity. The coding region runs from base 118 to 1704 and encodes 528 amino acids. Gene Ontology annotation, biological process: activation of GTPase activity. The transcript has 14 exons. The record is from RefSeq and is a predicted model, not a curated record.
GGCGGCCCGGGCAGCCCGGGGACGCUGCGGCGAGGGCUCCGCUCCACGUCCUACCGCCGGGCCGUGGUGAGCGGGGUGGACCUGGACGGCUCCGCCAACUGCAAGAAGAAGAACAGAAUGUCCCAGCCCAUCCUGAAAGCCGUGGUCGAGGAUAAAGAGAAGUUUUCGAGCCUGGGCAGGAUAAAGAAGAUGCUGAAAGGCCAAGGGACAUUCGAUGGGGAAGAAAAUGCUGUUUUAUAUCAGAACUAUAAGGAAAAGGCUCUGGACAUAGAUUCUGAUGAAGAGUCUGAGCCCCGAGAGCAGAAAUCGGAUGACAAGGUGGUUUUUCACUACAAGCCCCUGAGGUCGACGUGGAGCCAGCUCUCUGUGGUGAAGAAGAAUGGAUUGUCAGAAGCCAUCAGCCAGGAGGAGAGGAAGAGGCAGGAGGCAAUAUUUGAAGUGAUCUCUUCUGAGCAUUCUUACUUGCUGAGCUUGGAGAUUCUGAUCCGGAUGUUUAAAAAUUCCAGGGAACUGAGCCUCACAAUGACCAAAACAGAGAGCCACCACCUCUUCUCCAACAUCACGGAUGUUUACGAAGCAAGCAAAAAGUUCUUUGAAGAGCUGGAAGCGAGGCACCAGAACAACAUCUUCAUCGAUGACAUCAGUGACAUCGUGGAGAAACACGCGGCCUCCUCCUUCGACCCCUACGUGAAGUACUGCACCAACGAGGUGUACCAGCAGCGCACCCUGCAGAGGCUGCUAGCCACAAAUCCAGCGUUUAAGGAGGUGCUGUCCCGGAUCGAGUCCCACGAGGAUUGCAGGAAUUUGCCCAUGAUCUCCUUCCUCAUCCUUCCCAUGCAGAGAGUCACUCGUCUCCCCUUACUGAUGGAUACCAUUUGCCAGAAAACUCCCAAGGAUUCAGCAAAAUAUGAGAACUGCAAGCAGGCUCUAAAAGAAGUCAGCAAGCUGGUCCGUCUGUGCAACGAGGGCGCUCGGAAGAUGGAGAGGACGGAGAUGAUGUACACCAUUAACUCCCAGCUGGAAUUCAAAAUCAAGCCCUUUCCACUGGUUUCCUCUUCACGGUGGUUGGUGAAAAGGGGCGAAUUAACAGCGUAUGUAGAAGACACUGGACUUUUUUCCAAAAGAACCUCUAAGCAGCAGGUCUACUUCUUCCUCUUCAAUGAUGUCCUCAUCAUCACCAAGAAGAAGAGUGAGGAGAGUUACACGGUGACGGAGCACUCGCUGCGGGAGCAGCUGGUGGUGCAGCCCUGCGAGGAGGAGCCCGGCUGCUCUCCCGGGAGGAACGCGGUGCUGCACUCGCGGGGCUCUGCCGCCCACCUCUUCAGGCUGCUGGUGCUCAGCAACCACGCGGGGGACAGGGUGGAGAUGCUGCUGGGAGCAGAGACUCAGAGUGACAGAGCGCGGUGGAUCACAGCGCUGGGGCAGGACAGCGACGGGCUGCACACGGACAGGACCACUCUGGCUCAGGUGGAGAUCAUCAGGACAUACACAGCCAAGCAGGCCGAUGAACUGUCCCUCCAAGUGGCUGAUGUCGUUCUGGUUUAUCAAAAAGUGAAUGACGGCUGGUACGAGGGGGAGCGGCUGCGGGACGGGCAGCGGGGCUGGUUCCCCAUGGAGUGUGCCAAGGAGAUCACCUGCCGUGCCACCCUGGACAAGAACAUGGAGCGCAUGGGGCGCCUGCUGGGGCUGGAAACCAACGUGUAGCGUGUUCCUGUCCCCACACCACGCUCUGCACCCGCUGCUGGGGGCUCCCUGUGGGACGGGGGCACCGGAGCCCACACCCCCUUCACCAGAGCACUGACGUUUGGAUACUCGUGUCCGUCCUCGCUUUGCCUUCCAAGAGCUCCGAACUGAAGCCUGGUUAGACCAGGAGCAGAGUGCAGCUCACAGCAGUGUCCUGGGAGCUCAGCUCUGCAUCCUUCUCACUCGUUCCAGUUCUGGCUUCAGUUGCUCCAUCCCCGCCUCCUUCUGUUCUUACUCCCUCCGUUUUUCAGUAUCCUGACUUGCUUUCCCCAGAGCUGCACAGGACACGGGACAGCAGACAUGGGCCCCAUCCAUGGAGCUGGAGGUGAAGAGCAAUGCUGGGGGUGUCCCAAAGAGCUGCAGUGGGACAGUCCCAGUACCAGCCAGGGUGUUAAUGGAAUACUUCCCACUUGUGUCAGAACCUGUGUGACCUGAACUAGAAUAACCAGCUCUGUACUUCAGGAAGGCCAACCUACCUCUCCAGUGCAAAUCCAGGGACAGCCUGGGCCUUGGCACAAGGAAAGCUGGCAGAAGCUCCAGAAGAAUCCAGAGCUGUGCCUCCAGCUGGAGUGGUCUCUAACAAACACUGUCAGGCAGCUCAGACUGUCUCCUUUUAGUUCUGCAGUGGUGAAAGGAUUUCUGAAAGCAAAAACAAGGUACCACACUCUGCAAAGCGGGUGGUGCUGAUCCAUCUUGGCCCAGGUAUUUUAGCAGAGAGUAACUGCUGGAAAUGGAGCCGAUUUGUUCCUGGUUUCCUCAGGUGUUUAACGAGCUCCUGUGGUUCAGUUACUGUUUCAGAGCAGGAGUUUGCUGGGCUGCAGGAACAUGAAGUACUUUGUUCUGGGACUGGGGGGUUUCUGCUCUUCAGUACUGGAGAUCAGUUCUUUCCGUGUUCUGCUGAACUCCAGUUACCUGCACCUUUAUCAUCCUGUGGGAUCCACAGCAGAGGGAGAGCGAAGAGCUGCACAGUUUGGUUGAGGUGCCAGGUCUCCUCUCUGUUGUGGGCACCAUCAGAGCUCGGGCAGUGCCCGAGGAACAGCCUGGCAGGAGCUGUGCUGGUGCUGCCCCGUGCUCACAGGGCACUGCACACCCCAGUGCCCCCUCCUGCUGUGUGAGCUCAGUGGGACUGUGGGAUGCAAACCCUCAUCGGGUAAGGACCAGCUGCUGACUCAGCAGCUAAAUACUGCUCACUACAAACGAGGGGACAACUUGUAGUACCAAGGCUUUCUUCUUGUUGCCUUCCCCAGCCUCAGAACAGGGGCUGGAGGUUGUUUUAUAGUCUGUAAUGUGCUGAUUUCAUUGGUGAGUGAAUUGGGUGUUUGUAAAUGUCUGUCUCUAACAAUUUAAACUGUAGUAGGAAGGCAAUAAUUUUGUACAAAAGUACUUACCUGGACGGUCUGACAGUGGUUAUACAGCCUUGUAAAUUAAUUUAAAAGAGGACUGAUAAAAUAGUAAUGACAGAAACUGUAAAUUGAACAAAGACUUAUUUAACAUAGUAAAAAAGACUGCUACUGUUUUAACAAAUUUAUUGUAUACAGGCAGAUGUUUAACACAUAACUGAAUGUAUAAAUCCAGGCAUUAAUUUUAUUCAGAUUUUUUUAAUACCUUGUAUAUAUUUUUCAUACCUAGUUUUUCCAAAAAUGCUGUAAUGUUUUUUAAGGACAUUUUUCAUUUUUCCUAUCGUUGGACACAGUUCUUCAGGAAUUAAAGACUUCUUUGAUUUUAUAGGAAAACAAUCAAUAAAAUGCUUUUAAAUUCUUACUAAAAAAAGCUUUGAAUUUUUUUUAAUGGCAUUUCUUAAAAUGCCAGUUGUUUAAUGUCAUUCCUGUCAAAGAAAACUCUUUGGGAAGCUGUCACAUUUCAAAUGUUCCUGUUCUGUAAAGAUAAAUAGCACCAUGCUGUGUCCUACUUCAUCUGCCACAGAUCCAAUUUACCUGU